AUGCUAGGAUGCGAUGCGGCACUGAGACUGACACUUGAAACUUCAUCGGCAUUAAACCCACAGAAACAAAGCACUGUCACUCCAGAGGACUCUGUGAGAAUGCCUCAGACCAACAAGUCGGUGAGCGGCGGCUGUGUGCCAGGACAGGUAUCUGCUCCAGACCAGGGCGAGCCACCACCGCCGUCAGCGGAUGCUAAGGCCCAGGUGGCUGCUGAAGAUGGAGGCGGAGGGGUCGCUGCUGAAGACAAGGGAGACACAGAGAUCAUCAAAUCACCCAGUGACCCAAAGAAAUACAGAUACAUUGAACUGAGUAAUGGCCUCCGAGCUCUCCUCAUCUCUGACUUCAGCGGGGCUGAUGGGAAAGGAGGCAGUGAAAACGGAGAGGGCAAGGGGGAAAAUGAGGACGGGGACGAGGAGGCAGAGGAGGAAGGUGAAGAUGAAGGUGAUUCUGGUGAGGGAUCGGAGGAGGACGAGGAGGACGAGGAAGAGGAAGAGCAGGACAGCGACUUCGAUGAGCUGGACGAGGAGAACGCAGGGAAGAAGAAGAGAGGGAACUCUGAGAAGCAGGCGGCAGCUGCUCUGUGCAUCAGUGUGGGGAGCUUCAGUGACCCAGACGACCUGCCCGGCCUCGCACACUUCCUGGAACACAUGGUGUUCAUGGGCAGUGAGAAAUACCCAGCAGAGAAUGGCUUUGAUGCUUUCUUGAAGAAGCAUGGUGGAAGUGACAACGCCUCCACCGACUGUGAGAGAACCAUUUUUCAGUUCGACGUGCAGAGGAAGUAUUUCAGAGACGCGCUCGACAGGUGGGCUCAGUUCUUCAUCUGUCCUCUGAUGAUUGAGGACGCCAUCGACAGAGAGGUGGAGGCUGUGGACAGCGAGUACCAGCUAGCGAGGCCGUCUGACUCGCAUCGUAAGGAGAUGCUGUUUGGAAGCCUGGCGAAACCUGGACACCCUAUGAGCAAAUUCUGCUGGGGUAACGCUCAGACAUUAAAACACGAGCCCAAAGAGAAUCAGAUCAACACGUACCAGCGGCUCAGAGACUUCUGGAGGAGAUAUUACUCUGCUCAUUACAUGACCCUCGCUGUUCAGUCCAAAGAAACCCUGGACACUCUGGAGCAGUGGGUGAGAGAGAUCUUCAUCAAAGUUCCCAACAAUGGUGAACCUCGACCUGACUUCUCUGACCUUCAGCAGCCGUUUGACACACCAGCCUUCAACAAACUCUACAGAGUGGUCCCUGUGAGGAAGGUUCAUGCUCUGACCAUCAGCUGGGCCGUACCACCACAGGGGAAACACUACAGAGUGAAACCUCUUCACUACAUCUCCUGGCUGAUCGGACACGAAGGAACCGGCAGCAUCCUGUCUCUGCUCAGGAAGAAGUGCUGGGCUCUGGCUCUGUUUGGAGGAAACAGUGAAACGGGCUUUGAUCAAAACACCACCUACUCCAUCUUCUCCAUCUCCAUCACCCUCACCGACCAGGGCUACCAGAACUUCUACCAGGUGGUAGAUUUUGUGUUCCAGUACCUGAAGAUGCUCCAGACUCUGGGCCCCCAGCAGAGGAUCUAUGAGGAAAUUCAGAAGAUAGAAGCCAACGAGUUCCACUAUCAGGAGCAGACGGAUCCCAUCGAGUUCGUAGAGAACAUCUGUGAGAACAUGCAGCUGUUUCCUAAAGAGGACUUCCUGACCGGGGACCAGCUCAUGUUUGAGUACGACCCACAGGUGAUCAGUGCUGCUCUGUCCCUUCUGACUCCAGACAGAGCAAACCUGAUGCUGCUGUCACCAGAAAACGAAGGUCACUGUCCACUCAGAGAGAAGUGGUUUGGUACCUGCUACAACAUGGAGGGUAUCCCAGAGGAGUGGGCUCAGCGCUGGGCAGGAGACUUCAAAGUGAACCCUGACCUCCACCUUCCUGCUGAGAACAAGUUCAUCGCAACGGAUUUCACCCUGAAAACGUCAGACUGUCCUGACACUGAGUUUCCUGUCAGGAUAGUCAGCAGUGAGCGAGGCUGCCUGUGGUACAAGAAGGACAACAAGUUCAAGAUCCCCAAAGCCUACAUUCGUUUCAACUUGAUCUCCCCCAUGAUUCAGAAGAGCCCUGAGAAUCUGGUUCUGUUUGACCUCUUCGUCAACAUCUUGGCUCACAACCUGGCAGAGCCGGCCUACGAGGCCGACGUGGCUCAGCUCGAGUACAAACUGGUGGCCGGAGAGCACGGACUGGUGAUCCGACUGAAAGGCUUCAACCACAAGCUGCCGCUGCUGUUGAGGCUGAUCGUGGAUCACCUGGCAGACUUCAGCGCUGAGCCGGGCGUCUUCACCAUGUUCUCAGAGCAGCUGAAGAAAACCUACUUCAACAUCCUCAUCAAACCCGAGCGACUGGGCAAGGAUGUUCGUCUGCUGAUCCUGGAGCACUGUCGCUGGUCGGUCAUUCAGAAGUAUCAGGCUGUCAUGAAGGGUCUGACCGUGGAUGACCUCAUGACCUUCGUCAGCGGGCUGAAGGCAGAGCUGUACACCGAGGGGCUGGUUCAGGGAAACUUCACCAGCACGGAGUCCAAGGAGUUCCUGCAGUACUUCAUCGAUAAGCUGCAGUUCCAGCCUCUGUCUGCAGAGGUCCCUGUCCUGUUCCGGGUGGUGGAGCUGCCUCAGAAAAAUCACCUCUGUAAAGUCAAAUCUCUCAACAAGGGAGACGCCAACUCCGAGGUCACCGUCUACUAUCAGUCGGGGCUGAAGAAUCUCAGAGAGCACGCCCUGAUGGAGCUGAUGGUGAUGCACAUGGAGGAGCCGUGCUUCGACUUCCUCAGGACGAAGGAGACUCUGGGGUACCAGGUGUACCCAACCUGCAGGAACACCUCAGGCGUGCUGGGGUUCUCUGUCACCGUGGAAACACAGGCCACCAAAUUCAGCACGGAGUUCGUCGAGGCAAAGAUCGAGGAGUUCCUGGUCAGUUUCGGUGAGCGUUUGUCGGGUCUGAGCGAGGAGGCCUUCAGGACCCAAGUGACGGCUCUCAUCAAGCUGAAGGAGUGCGAGGACGCUCACCUGGGAGAGGAAGUGGACCGCAACUGGUUUGAGGUCGUCACGCAGCAGUACGUCUUCGACAGGCUCAAUAAAGAGAUCGAGGCUCUGAAGCGCUUCACUCAGGAGGAGCUGGUCUCCUGGUUCCUGGAGCACAGACACAGCAGCAGCAGGAAGCUCAGUGUACAUGUGGUUGGCUUUGGGGUGGAGGAGAACGACCCCUCGGAGCAGAGUGUCGUCUGCGACCCCGACAGCCCCCCCUCCUCGGCCUAUGGCGAAGUCAGCGAGCUGACCUUCCUGUCAGUCUCAUCGCCGUCCCUCCAGGACACCGCGCUCAUCACCAACAUCAGAGCGUUCACCUCCUCCCUCCCCCUUCACCCCUACCACAAAAUCCUCAGCUAGGCCGCUCCCCCUGCAGACCAACAGCAAGCUCAACAAAACACCUCCUCCUUUCCUCUCUCCGUGUCAGCGAUUAUAAGGUAACCAUGGCAACGGCUAGCAUCCAUAAUCGCACUGUUUGAUCAAAGAGGACUCUGAUAAGAUGGACAGAAACUGAGGGAUGUUUCAGAGGCGUUAGUUAUUUUAUUUAAUGCUGCAUUCACUUCCUGGGGAAAACUGUAAAUCUGAGCUUCUUCCUCAUAAAGCGUGUUCACGGUUUUCAGAGAUGACUGACAGAAAAUCCUGUUCCUCAUUUUACAGGUGAAACAUGGGAUUUUUAGCUUGGGAAAAAUUCUGGCAACACCAGGAAAAACAGUCGAGCAUGAAAUAAAAAUACAUGAACUUUAGAUACAUAAAAGACACUGUUGCUGUCACUGAGCCACACAGCAUCUAACAGACUAAACUGCAGCUGUGAGCUGAGCUGGACCUGAUUCCUGCAGCUAAACCAGAUGUAUGAGCAAAUUACCCUGAGAUUCAACAGAACAAAGGAUCAUAAAUUUCUUAGUAUCAGUCUAAUGAUGACUUUCUCAGUGGUUUGGCCAGUAAAAUGUCAGAAAACAGCUGUAAACUUCCAUCACAGUUAUCCAGAGCCUGAACUGACGACUCAUAAUGUCAUGUUUUCUUCAACUAUUCAUUAUCAAAAUAGUUUCAACUAAUCAGUGUCUUAAUCAUUUCAGCUUUACAGUGUGUGCUUUAUCUUUUCUGGUCUUUUAAUUCAAACGUUCAUAUCAGACCUUUAGGUCCCAAAAACAGUAAUGUACUACUGUAUCAAUAAUCUAGCCAGUAUAUCAAGGAUCCUCGCUCUGACCUGAAUGAAACCAGGUCUUUCAUUUAAACUGAACACAUGGGGAACGCAACAACAGGCUAAACCACAGGUUUAGGGAAGGUAUAAAACCAGGUCCAGGUGAUUCCUUCAGUCCAAAACCCGACAACCUCAAAUGAACAAUCAUGCGAAACAAAGAAACAACAAACCUUCACACUGGAGAGGCUGGAAUCUGAGAAGAGACCACACAAUUCUAAGUGCAGCAAAGCUAACGACAGAGCGACAGUCUCACUACACUGUGAUCACAGGUGUUAAUCUGUGUUACUGUGAAACAGCUGAGCACAACAGAAAAGUACAUCCACAGAAACCUGAAGGCCGUUAACAAGUCUGACAGAGAGGAAUCUUCCUCUGUUGUUUUUAACUGUGAAGUGAUUGGAUUUUUCCCAGGUGAAGUGAAUGCAGCGCGAUGACUCAGGGCUCUGGUUUAAGAUCAAGUCUGAAGAUUAAGUCUAUUGUUUUAAUGUCACUUCAGCCAGUGUCACUGACGACACCACAGCUGUGUGUUUGAAUUCACUGUCUGAGUUUACAUAUACAUGUUCACACUGUAAUGUUUUGUUAAUGGAUGAUGUGUAAGGAUUAAUAAAUGUAUAGACUUUAACAGUAUGUGGUGGCCAGUGACACAGAGCUGUGACGUGUUGUGUCUCAGAUUGUGCUGCAUUGGCCUGUGGAGGCUGGACUGUGCCACCAAAACAAUUAGACAUUUUUAAUUCAUUACAUUUGCAGCUCAAUGACGAUUAAAAAUUAAAUAUGUAAUGUUGCGUUGAGAGCUUUGUUUGUUUAUUCUGUCUUUAAAUGAUGAAUAAUGUUUUUUUAAAGCGA
Toxotes jaculatrix (banded archerfish) is the source of this 5086-nucleotide messenger RNA. RefSeq names its product nardilysin b (N-arginine dibasic convertase) (gene nrd1b). The coding region runs from base 1 to 3408 and encodes 1135 amino acids. Gene Ontology annotation, biological process: proteolysis. The transcript is spliced from 31 exons. Lineage: Eukaryota; Metazoa; Chordata; Actinopteri; Toxotidae. The record is from RefSeq and is a predicted model, not a curated record. Gene Ontology annotation, molecular function: metalloendopeptidase activity; metal ion binding.